AGUGGCCAGGUGGGCCUCAAGCGCCACACCUGCCCGUUCUGCUCCAAGGGCUUCAACGACAAGUUCGACCUCAAGCGGCACAUCCGGACGCACACCGGGGUACGCCCAUUCAAGUGCAACCGAUGCGUCCGCGCCUUCACCCAGCGCUGCUCCCUGGAGGUCCACCAGCGCAAGGUGCACAACAUGCAGCUUAACUUUGCCUUCAAGCAGCGCCGGGGCAAGGUGUACGUGUGUGAGGACUGCGGCCACUCCACCGAGGACAUCAACCUGCACUACGCCCACUCGGUGCGAGCCCAUCGGGGCGGCGGUUCGCCCGGUUGGAGUGGACCAGGCAAGCCCUCCCAGCUGGCUCAGCUCUUAGCUGGGGUCGACGGAGUUCCGCCAAAUCCCUGUCCGGGCGCGGCUGAGCCAACCUUGCCGGUAAGGUGUGCACAAGACUUCAACCAGCCGACCCCGGUGCUGCCAAGAUUUGGGCCCGAGUGGAAUCACAGAGGAGGUAUGGAUUUGAUGUAA
Molecule: messenger RNA, 513 nt
Organism: Acanthaster planci (crown-of-thorns starfish)
Lineage: Eukaryota; Metazoa; Echinodermata; Asteroidea; Valvatida; Acanthasteridae
Product: transcription factor Ovo-like 2
Source: RefSeq, a predicted model, not a curated record